AAGGACAUAGGCUACUUUUUAACUGGAAAAAAGGAUUGUAAAGGGGAGGAUGGUAAUAGGGGAUCAAGUAUUUAAAACUUUUCAGAAUGGACUAUGGCUUUGAAAUUUGAAAUACAUAUGUCGAAAGCGGUUUUCGGGUAUUUUGAUUUGGAGGGGCAGUGAUUAUAGCUACAUUUUAUACCAGCAUUCCCUCGGAAAGGGAACCACCGCGCACUGUAAACUGAAGUACACGCGGACGGAGUCGCUUGCAACAGCUAGUAUUUAAAAUAAAGCCCUUCUAAAUCCUGUCCUCUUGGUAUUACGUAUUACUGACGAAAAGAGUUCUAUAAUGAUGGCUGGCAACUUAUGCUAAGGAGGUUUCAAUCGCGAUGUUGUCAUAUUCUUUGACAUUUGCUGUAAUCUAUAUUCUAUUGUGUUAGUAGUAAAGCGCGGUAGAUUUUUAAUGUUUGUAAUUAAUAUUAUGCAUCUUGAUGGUGUUUUGGGAUUUUAUGGUCGUAUGUAUCAAUUUAGCUCGCGUGUAAUUUAUACGCCUGCGUUUUAAGUACAGCCAUGCGUUUUUUAAGCAUCCACAAAAAAUUAAAAUUUUAAUGUAUAUUUUUUUAUUCCAAAUGUUUGAAGAUAGAUGAUGAUAAAAGUGUUAUCAUAUUAAUCGCAAAAUUAAUAGUUUAAGUAUCAUAAGAUCGAAAUUAUGCGAUAACAUUCGAGAAUCGCUGUAAUGAUUACUUGUCAUAAAUAUUUCACAAUAAAACUGAAGAGAUGACAAUAGCUUCGGUUUUAAAAUCUAUAAGUAGUGUAGCUACUUUUUAUAUGAGGAUUUAAAUGGUCGAUUAUCAAGCCAUUAUAGUAAAUGCGCUGUAGUAUAUGAUAUAUUGAAUCUAAACUUAUCAGUAGAGAUAGAGCACUAGUUAGCAACAUGGGUGAGCACAACAAACGAGUCAAAAAGCGACGCUUAAGAACUCCAAGAUUGAGUAGAGAAAAACCACUUUUGUUCGGUCCUAGUAAAUCUGUUGUGAUGAACGUAGUUGUCUCCAGAUCUAAACAUACGUUUUCACCCUACGAAUGUACAUCAGAAAAGUGUAUUCGCAACAAUUGUGACCCAACCACAUGUAGCACCGUCACCAGUAAAUCCAGAAUGUCAUUUCUACCCAAAAAGAAAUUUGCUUUUAUAAAGCGAAAACCAGACCCGAAAACAUUCAAAUAUAAGAUUUGCAGCUGUAAGCCUGGCACAUGUGCUCCAGAGGAAUGCAUUAGGCAAAUAUUUUCUGAAGAAUUCAAAACGUUGAAAGAAGAUGUCGGUGCAAAUGCUACGAAGAAAGUUAAACAUACUUCAGUAUCUACAGUGAGUAGCGAUCUGAAAUCAAAAUCAAUGAGUACGAUAAAAUCUAAAGAGACACGUUCUGAAUUAAGGAAGAAGCGAAAACAAUAUGUGCGAAACACAAAAUCUGUUGGUCCCUCUGAACCUAUAAGAAGGUAUGAUAUUGGCGACGGCAAAGGCGCUAAUUUGGUUAAACGGCCGCCAGGAAAUGUAGAUGAAGAUCUUGAGAAACUACUAAAAAGUACUUUGGAACUUCUUAAAAAGCAGCAACUAUUAGAACUGGAGAAAGCUAUGGAUAAUAUUGAAAUAACGGUGGAUACUAGACAAACUAAACGAAAAUGUGCAGACGUUAAAUUAAAAGUCAGAGAAAACGUAAAACGAAGUUCAUUAAACCAACAAAUGAAAGAGAUAGUGCCUUUCAUAAAAAAAAUCUUUACAUCAUAUGAGAAGAGAAAGAAGAUGCCGAAGAAAAAGGAAGAAGUACAACAAGAUGUUGGAACAGAUUACGAUAAACUUGAAGACACCACACCAAUGAAACCAAGCUUAAAGUUUGAAUUGAGAAAAGGUCUAAAUGCGAAGCUUCUUUCUAAAAAGCUCAAGAAAAACGUUGCGAUUGAUUCAUUGAAUAGGUCAUACACUUUAGGGAUCAAAUUAUCAAACAAAUUGAGUCCAUCAGAAACUACAUCGCAAAAUUCUGACGAAAACAAUAGUUCUGAUGAACAAGAAGAAGAUAUUACACAAAGUCACACCGAGACCAAACGCACAUGUUGCAGACGUCCAAAAAUGAAGCCAGAAACUGAUAAAUUAACAAAAGAGUUUAAGAAACAAAAACCGUGUCCUUGUCCUAUCGAGAGUAGAGAAAUAUGUCAACCUGGGACUAGCUCACAGAAGCCAAUUAUUAGUUCAGACAAACAAGCAGAGGAAGAUGUUAGACAAAGUCACACCGGUACCACGACACAUAAGCCCAAACGCACAUGUUGCAGACGUCCACAAACAAAGCCAGAAACUGUCAAUAUACCAAAAGACGUUAAAAAACAGAAACCGUAUCCUUGCCCGACCGAAAGUAGUGGAAUAGGUCAACCUGGGACUAGCACACAGAAACCAAUUAUUAGUUCAGAGAAAAAAGCAGAGGAAGUUAUUAAACAAAGUCACACCGGUACCACGUCACAUAUGCCCAAAAGAACAUGUUGCAGACGUCCAAAAAUGAAGCCAGAAGCUAACAAAUUAAAAAGAGAUGUUAAGAAACAAAAACUGUGUCCUCGUCCUAUAGACAGUAGUGAAAUAGUUCAACCUGGGACUAGCACACAGAGACCAAUUAUUAGUUCAGACAAACAAGCAGAGGAAGAUAUUACACAAAGUCACACCGAGACCAAACGCACAUGUUGCAGACGUCCAAAAAUGAAGUCAGAAACUGAUAAAUUAAUGUUAAAAGACGUUAAGAAACAAAAACUGUUUCCUCGUCCUAUCGACAGUAGUGAAGUCGUUCAACCUGGGACUAGCACACAGAAACCAAUUAUUAGUUCAGACCAACAAGCAGAGGAAGAUAUUAAACAAAGUCACACCGGUGCCACAUCACAUACGCCCAAAAAAACAUGUUGCACACGUCAAAAAAUAAAGUCAGAAGCUAAUAAAAUAAUAAUAUGCGGUAAGAAACAAGAACCGUGUCCUUGUCCUACCGGGAAUAGUGAAAUAUGUCGCCCUGGGACUAGCAAACAGAAACCAAAAGUUGAAGGGCAAAUUACUGGUCCAAGUUCUACCACAAUGGGCAGUGCACUAAACUUUUCAGACGGCAAAAUGAAUUGGGCUGUUGAUAAAUUUUCAAAGAUAAAAAGUAGCUGCUAUUUCAAAAAGGUUGAUUAUAGUGACAGUAAGUCCACUGUCAUAAAAGAUUUCCUAAGCGCUAUAAUAAAAGGAAACGUAAAGCCGUCUUUAAUAAGAAUCUUAAUUGACAACAAUGCUGGCCUUUUAACUUCGGAUGAAAUCAUUCGUAACAUAAUCUCUGGGGCUGGAAGAAAGACACCAAAAGCGGCUAGGCCUGUAGCAAAAUCCCUUAAACCUGCAAGCUGCAUGGUGGACUUACCGCGAGCUGCUCCAAAGUGUAAAGGACUAAAGACCAAAAAGUUUUUUCGCAAGAGUGAAAUAAUUACCAAACUAGGCAGUAAAAAAGGAAUGGCAGAAAUCCUUAAAACGGUCCGAAAAGCUAUUAAUAAGAAUCAAGUAUCUCCGUCCAUAAUACAGAAAAUGGUCACUCACUCAAAAUGUCCAAAUACGAGAAGUAAAAAACCUUGUGAUUGUAAGCCUGUGUUAGUCACUCAGCUUGAUAAGAAUGAGAUAAUUGAAAAACUUGGUGCGUGCGCUACACGAAAUGCACAAAUUAUGAAGAAAGUCAAAGCAGCCGUAAGGAAGGGAUGUGUAUCACCGAAACUAGAAAAAAUACUAAACAAAAAUGAAAAAAAAAUAUCUUCAAGCAAAAAUACAUGUUGUGUUGAUCCCAAAACAGGCGAUGAAAUAUAUGAUAGGCUAGCGACAUGUGUUGGUAAAGCAGAAAUUAUGGUUCAACUCCAGAAAGCUAUUGAAGAUGGCAAAGUGUCACCAUCACUUAUAGACCAAGCAAUUAACCGGGAGAUAUGUGCAAUGCCUAAGAUGAGACUAGGAAGAAAGGUAUGCGAGAGAAAAUACUUAACCAAACAGGAAAUAAUGGAUAAAUUAAAAACAAAUCGAGGUAAAAAAGAGAUUUCCAGGAGAGUCCUUAAAGUUAUGAAAGCAGGAGAUUUAUCGAAGCCACUUAUAAAGAAGAUGCUUACGGAAGGGAAAGAAACAAAAAAAGGCGAGGAGGGUCAGGAACUACCUCCGUGUAAACCGGAGUUACGUAAAACAAAGAGUACGCAUAACUAUCCAAUGGAUAAAGAAUCAAUAUUUGAGAAACUGACAACCAAGGAGGGGAAAGCAGAUAUAAUUAAAGAUGUUCGCAAAGCAAUACAACAAGGAACAGUAACAUCGUCACUUCUUGAGAUGAUAGCAAAUAAUCCUGAUGUGCCAUUAUUUAAAAAGAGAGGCAAUAAACCAAUGAAAAGGGAAGAAAUACUCACGAAACUUAGGACACCUCAGGGUAAAGACCAAAUCAUUAAGGAAAUCACUAAAGUUAUAAAGAAAAAUAAGGUCUCGGCAUCACUCGUAGAUAUGGUCAUUAAUAACGCAGAAAGGUCAUUCCCGAUGAACAAGUAUGAAAUACUCUCUAAGUUAGGCUCCAAAGAAGGGAACUAUGAAAUUGUGAAGGAAGUUCGCAAAGCAAUAAAAAGGGGCAAAGUUCCUCCGGUGCUUAUACGAAAGGCAAUUAGCAAUAAAAGUAAAGGUCGCGUACAGAAAUUGUUUUGUAGACCAUUGAAAGAAAGUGAAAUAAUAACUAAAAUGGGGACAAAAGAGGGAAAAACUGAAAUCUUGGAGCUUGUCGGGGAAGCUAUAACAAAAGGAGAGGUGUCGGGUUCAAUUAUAGAUAUGAUGAUUAACGGCACAAGACCGUCACAGCUUAAGGGAUUAGAGAGUGAAGAAGAACUAAAACCUCCCACUGCUAAACCUGUUCCGCUUUCUACACCAAGUUCUGCUAUUGUUGGGAAAAGGACCAAAAAGAUUAGCCCUAUUUCGGAACAAGACAGCAAAAUGGACUUAUCUGAAGUAGUUUUAAAAUUAGCCUCGUCUGAGGGAGAAAGGCAAAUCUUAAUGAAAGUAGCUGAAGCUAUAAGAAAUCAUGAAGUGACACCAUCCCUAAUUGAUAUGAUUGUAAAUAGAAAGAGUGCGCAUAAGGGAAAAGGUACGGCACGAAAAAAAUAUGAAAUUGCAGAACAAUUAGAUGACACAGAUGGUAAAGAAGAAAUUAUCAGUAGAGUUUCAAAAGCUAUCAAGAAAGGAAAAGUAUCACCGUCUAUGGUUAAAUCGAUUGUUAAUAAAGAUAAAACAAUGGAAGGAUACAAAAGCUGUUUUGGGGAACUUGAUAAAAAGCAAAUUAAGGGAAUGCUUAGUACUGACGAAGGACAAUUAAUAGUCAUAAAUGAGCUUGAGCAAGCACUUAAAAAGGGUCAUGUACCGCCAUCACUAUUACAAAAGAUGUUAGGUAAAGAUAAAAAACAUAUGCAACCGUGUGGGGAUGAUGAGAAACCAUUAAACACGUGUGAAAUACUCGCAAAAUUAGGGACCAGAAGAGGUAAAUCUGAAAUUUUGUCUCGAGUGGACAAAGCCAUCCAAUCUGGUCUGGUGUCACCAACGACUAUUCAAAGAAUUAUGAACACGGAUUCAGCUGUGCAGGUGGAUGAACAUAGUAGAUCCGAGAUUGAUUUUAAAGAUCAACGAAGAAAGCGACAAGCUGAUCGAUCAAUGGAAGCAACUAGUUCAGUAAUUAAAAGAAAAGCGAAAAAGGACAAGAAGAAACGUUUACUCUCUAAGGCAUCCAGUUCAAGUGUAGGCAGUAUGACGUCAGUCACCAAGAAAUUAGAUAAAGCAGUACACACUAAGAAAAUGACCCCAUCACUAUUGAAAAUGAUUCAAAAUAAAAUGAAAAAGAGCAAGAAGAGACGCGUUAGCCCUAAAUCAUCAAUUAAGAGUAAGCAUAGCCUUGCUUCAGUAAUGAAGAAAUUAAAAAAAGUAGUACGGCCCAAAAAAGGGACUCCAUCACUUGUGAAAAUGAUUAAGAAUAGUUUAAAAAAAGGGAAGCUGAAACGUAUUCGCUCUAAAGCAUCUAUUAUAAGCAGAGCCAGUAUCACUAGGGUAAUAAAGAAGUUGAAAAAAGCUACUAAAACUAAAUCAGUGACUCCGUCAUUAAAGAAAAUGAUUAAAAAUAAAAUGAAGAAAGGGCUGAUAAAACAAAUAAGCUCCAAGGUCUCGGUUUCAAGUGGAGAUAGUAUUUCUAGAGUUAUAAGUAAAUUACAAAGAGCUAUUCAAAAAGAAACUAAACCCAAGAAAAUUCGUAGAGAUAAAGAAAGGAAAGUAAAGUUAAAAGUAAGAGGUGUUGGCGCUAAGGCCUCCAGCGCACGCGCAGGGACGAGUAUUUCUGCAUACAUGCUGGAUAGCUCUAAGCCUUCUUUUUCAAGUGGAGAUACAGCACAAAAUAAGAGAUUACAAAAAGCUAUGCAUACUAAAUUAGUUAGCCCGCUGCCAAGGAAAUUGAUUAAUAUUGGAGCAAAAAAAGCCAGAGGAAUACGUCUUAGCCCUAAGCAGUCCAGUGUUGGUGCAGAAAGGAGUAUUUCUGCAGUCAUGAAACGAUUGCAAAAAGAGGCGUCAAGAAGUAAGUCCUCCCCAGUAUUGCACAAGAAAAAACAUAAAGCGCACGUUUCUGCAUCAACUGUGAAAUCAAGUGUGGAUGUUUUUGGAAAAAAAGAAAGAAAUGCGAUUCGGAAAAUUGAUUUCAUAAAAAAACUUAAAAGAGCAAAAGGGAAAUCUUCAUCAUCCUCCCAAACUACUCCGAAAAACAAAUACUCUAGUGGAUCGCAUGAUAGCAUGUCAAGUCGGACCACUUUGCCCAAAAGUAAAGAGAAAUUGAAACCUGCCAUGAAAACAGUCCGCAAAGUAGCACCAUCUUCCGAAAAGGUAUUUAAGACAUUAUUAAAAGACGAGAGCACUUCUACUGAUACCAAAUCUGAAGUUCUGAAAAAAGUUCGGAAAGCGGCAGCAAAGGGUCAUAUCUCAUCUACUGUUUACGGCGCCAUCCUCGCCAAUAUACGUCCUCAUGACACGAAAUCACAAGUUAUUAAAAAGAUUAAAAAAGAGAUAGGUAAAAGACAAGUGUCUCCUGCCGCCGUUGUGAAAAAACCGAAAAAGAAAUCUGUCAGCGACGAAAAGUUUAAAAUAAUGGGCAAAGUCACCGAAGCGGUGAAAAGAGGCAAGCAACUCGUUCUAUCUAGUUUAGAUGAUCUACGAACCAGUACUCGUCCUAGUGUCACUAAAAAGAUAACUAAAGAAAAAGUUCAUAAGGCCGCGCAGAAGAAGAAAACGUUAAAAGUUAUUGACGCAGUGCCCAAAAAAUUGCCCAAACCAAAGGUCAGAGUUAUGAAGAAAAUAAGUAAAGCUGUGAGUAGUGGCCAUAUACCGGAAUCGGUUCUUAACGACGUACGAGCAAAGGUCCGGCCUUCAGAUACCAAAAAACAAACUGAGAAAAAGAUUCGCAAAGCUAUGAUGAAGAAAAAAGUACCAGCACAUGUAAUUGACGCCAUGGUACCCAGUCAAUUUGUCGGCGAAAAGGCCGAAGUUUUGGAAAAACUUCGCAAAGCGGUCGAAAAGGGUAAGAUCGCACCAGCAGCUUAUGGCGCCAUUCUUGCCCAAGUUAAGCCUAAUGACACGAAGUCAAAAGUUAUUUUGAAAGCUCGAAAAGAGAUAGCAAAAAGACACGUUUCUCCUUCCGUCAUUGAAGAAGUAUUCACAAAAGUGAAAUCCAGUGAUGACAAGGUUGCAAUUAUGAAUAAUCUUACUAAAGCGGCAGAAAAGGGUCAACUGCCACAACCUGUUGUAGAUGAAAUACGAGCAUCUGUUCGUCCCACUGAUACAAAACAAGAAACUAUAAAGAAAGUUCGAAAAGUCAUGCAGCAGAAGAAAUUACCAACACGUAUUAUUGAUGGAAUACUUCCCCAACAGUUUGUGGGUGAUACAGCUGAAGUUAUGGAAAAUAUCCGUAAAGCUAUAAAAAGUGGUUUAUUAUCUCCGAAUGUCUACGAUGACGUGCAAGCUGAAGCUAGUUCAACCGACACUAAAUCUGAAGUUGUUAAGAAAAUCCGUAAAGCCAUCGUCAAGAGACACGUUUCGCCUUUUGCCGCUGCUAGAUUGAUCCAAAAAGUCCAAGACAGUGAUGACUCAUCAGCUAUUAUGAAAAACCUACGUAGUGCUGUUAAUAAGGGUGAAAUACCAGCCGCUGUAAUGGACAGUAUAUAUGCCCAUGUACUGCCUGAUGACGAUAAAUCCGAUAUUGUAAAGAAAGUACGUCAAGUGGUAGACAAGAAGAAAUUGACAUCAAAAGUAUUACUCGGUAUUGAUCAAAACUUAGAUCUUAAAAGCGAAAAAGGAUUUCUGUCGAAGAGUAAAAGUAUUACAUCAAAAAUAUCUGAAUCUAAGUCGGAAGUAUUUAAAAACAUCCGUCAAGCUAUAAGUCGGGGUCAACUGGCGCCUGAAGUUCUCGAUGAUGUUAUGGCGAGUAUUCGUCCCACUGACAAGAAAUCUGUUAUCAUAAAGAAAAUUCACAACGCUGUUGAUAAAAGACACGUGUCGGCUUCUGCUAAGGAUGACAUCUUAGCUAGUGUAGACACCAGUGAGAACAAAUCUGAUGUUGUGAAGAAAGUUCGAAAAGCCGUCAACGAAGGGCAACUUCCACCAGAAAUUUUAAGAGAAGUACUACUUAAUCUUAAACCUACUGAUGAUAAAUUACAAGCUGUUAAGAAACUUCGUCAAGCUUUGGAGAAGAGACAAGUGUCACCAUAUGUCUUGGAUGAUAUGCUUAAAAAAUUAAGACCUCAUGAUAACAAAUCUGAAGUUAUAAAGAAUGUCCGUAGAGCUGUGGACAGAAGACAACUGUCACCAGCUGUUAUGGAUGAUAUACUAGCUAAUGUGCGACCUACUGAUAAUGCGUCACAAGUCAUGAAGAAGGUUCGAAAAGCGAUUGGAAAAAGGCAUGUGUCGCCUUCCGUAAAAGAGGAAUUACUCGCUGAUGCACGUGCUGGUGGCGAUAAAUCCAAAGUUAUAAGAAGUGUACGCAAAGCGGUAGAAAAAGGUCGUCUACCACCAGAUGUAAUGAAAGACAUUAUCGCUAAUAUAAGACCCAAUGAUAGCAAAUCUGAAAUUAUAAAGAAAGUCAGUUUUGCACUUGAAAGAAAGCAAGUCGCGCCACAAGUCAUGGAUGAGAUCGUUGCUAAUUUAAAGGCUAAGAGUGAUAAUAAAUCUGAAGUGGUAAAAAGAAUUCGGCAAGCGGUAGAUCAUGGACAGAUAGCCCCGGGUGUCAUGGAUGACAUACUUCAAAAUGUUCGCAACACAGACAAUAAGUCUCAAGUGUUGAAGAAGGUCCGGAAAGCCGUAGCAAAGCAGCACGUGUCACCAUCAGUUAUGGAAGCAGUUCUAUCUGAUGCACGUGCCACUGACAAAAAAUCACAAGUAAUUGAACAGGUCCAGAAAGCGGCGAAGAAAGGACAACUGCCUCCAGAUGUUUUAGAUGAUGUAUUGGCCAGUAUACGACCUGGCGAUAACAAAGCUGCGGCCGUAGAUAAAGUGCACAAAGCACUGAGCAAGAGGAAAGUAUCCCCAUACGUCGUCGACAAUAUAGUCGCUACACUUCAACCUUCGGACCAUAGCGGUUCUCAAGUUGUCAGAAACGUACGACAUGCGGCAGUUAGAGGACAACUGGCAUCCGAUGUUGUUAAAAAUAUACUGGCUAAUGUAAGAUCAAGUGACACCAAAUCAGCAAUAUCAAGGAUGAUUCGUAAAGCUGUUGCAAAAAAACAAAUAACUCCUUCCGUUGUGAAGAAGUUCCUAUCUGAUGUUGAAUCUAGUAAAACUGCGUCUGCCGUAGUGAAGAGCGUUCGUAAAGCUGUCGACAGAGGUCGACUACCUCCAGAAGUAUUGCAUGACUUUCUCUACGAGAUUCGGUCUUCAGACACCAAAGCUCAAGCUUUGAACAAAGUACGGAAAGCGCUACAAAAGUGGAAAAUGUCUCCAAAGGUAAUGGAUGAAAUUGUUUCAAAUUUGAAACCUCGUGAUCAUAAAGAAGACGCUAUUAAGAAUAUUCGUGCGGCGGUCGAGAAAGGCCAGAUAGCGCCAGGAGUCUUAAAUGAUUUAGAAGCUAAUAUUCGCCCCAGUGAUAAUAAAUCCGUGGUUAUGAGAAAGGUUCAAAAAGCUAUAGCAAAAAAACACGUGUCACCUUCGGUUGUGGACGAAUUAUAUGCGAAUGUGCGCGAAAGUGAUAAUAAGUCUGCAAUCUUGAAGAACCUCCGUAAAGCGGUUGACAAAGGCAAAUUGCCUAAACCAGUUAUGGACGACAUACUUUUGAAUUUAUCACCCAGUGACAAUAAAGAAGAAGCUGCAGAGAAGGUUCGGAAAGGUAAAAGUGUUUUAAUAUUUUAUGAUGAAUUUACGAAAUACAAAGUAAAUGCUACAAUCCUUAAUAACGUUUUAGUUUUGGAAAAGAAUAAAGUAUCUCCAUUUGUAUUGGACGACGCUCUAACUAAUCUCCACUCAACUGAAAAUAAAGCAGAAGUUCUCAAAACUGUUCGUAAAGGUAAGCAUAGCAAUCUCGAUCUUACUGCUACUAUAUUUAAGGUGGUUUUACAAUACAUCGAUUUUGAAUUAAUUACAGCCGUAGAAAAGGGUCAAUUGUCGCCUGAUGUGUUGGAAGACAUACUCGCUGACUUGGACCCCGAAGAUAACAAAUCUCACGUUAUGAAAAAAGUCCAUAAAGCCGUGGCCAAGCGACAUGUACCACCGGCCGUAUUGCAUAAAGUUCUAGGAAAUUUAAAAGAUUGUGACACUAAGAAACAAGUGAUGAAGAAAGUUAGAAAAGCGGUGGAGAAGGGUGAACUGCCACCUGUGGUGCUCGAAGAAGUGCUUGCUAAAGUAAAGGGGAGAGACAAUAAAGAAGUUGUCAUUGAUAAAGUUCGGAAAGCCGUGGAAAAAAGACAGAUUUCUCCUUAUGUCCUGGACGAUAUUGAUGCAAACAUAAGGGCUAGUAGCAAUAAAGCAGAUUUCUUAAGGAAUAUCAGUAAAGCUGUAGGAAAAGGACAGUUAUCACCUGCGGUGUUUGAAGAUUUGGAUGCCAGUGUUAAACCCGAUGAUACGCCCACAGUUAUUAUGAAGAAAGUUCAAACAGCGAUAGAGAAGCAUCAUGUGUCUUCUGAUGUUGCUAUUGAUGUAAUGAACGAUGUCAUCGCCAGUGGAAGGACGUCACAAGUCAUGAAAAAUGUUGAAAAAGCCGUAAAGAAAGGACAGAUACCACUACCUGUAUUCGAUCAAAUACAAGCCGAUGUUCGCCCUGGUGAUGACAAGGAACAAGCUAUUAAGAAGGUUCGCGCAGCUAUAGAGAAAAACCAGGUGCCCCCAAAGGUUAUGAAGGAGGUAACGACGAAAUUAAAUGCAUUUGAAAACGAAGCUGAAGUCAUAAAAAAUAUCCGUAAAGCUGUCGAAAGGAAGGAACUAUCGCCUGCAGUAUUGGAAGAGAUAAUGGCUACUGUUCGUCCAGGUGAUAAACAGUCGCAAAUCAUGAAGAAAGUUAAAAAAGCUGUAGCAAAAAGACACGUGUCACCUUCCGUGAUGGAUAUGGUACUUGCCGAUGCAGCCGCUGCUGAUAAUAAAUCGGAUAUCGUCAAACACAUUAGAAGAGCUGUGAAGAAAGGUCGCGUACCGUCUAUGGUGAUGGAUGACUUACUCACCAAUAUGCGUCCUACUGACACUAAGGACGAUGUUGUGAAGAAGAUCCGAGAAGCGCUCGAAGAUAGGCAAGUAUCUCCGCAAAUUUUGAACGAAAUAGGAGCUAAAGAUAAUAAAGAAGAAGUUUUGAAGACAGUUCGUAAAGCGGUGGAAAAGGGAGAAUUAUCUCCCGCUGUUGUAGACGAAAUAGUUGCUACAGUUCGACCUGGUGACAACAAAUCUCAAAUUAUGAAGAAAGUGCGGCAGGCGAUUGCCAAGAAGCACGUCAGGCAAUCUAUUGUUGAAAAUUUACUCACCAAUGUCAUUGCCGGAAAAGACAGGUCUGCAGUUAUGAAGAAUGUAAAAAAAGCGGUCGAUAGAGGUGAACUACCACACGAAGUAUUAAAGGACAUACUAGCAAACGUCAAAGCGACGGACAGGAAGGCUACAGUCAUGACUAAGGUUCGAAAUGCUAUAGAAAAAAGGAAGCUAUCACCAAAUGUUUUGGAUGAAAUCGCCGCUAAUGCCGAACGAAUUGACAAUAAAGCGGAAGUUGUAAAGAACCUCCGUGACGCGGUGGCUAAGGGACAAAUAUCCCAAGAAGUUAUGGAAGACGUCAUGGCACACGUUCGUCUUAGUGACAAGAAAUCUCAGAUUUUGAAGAAAGUCCGUAACGCAAUAACAAAGAGAUACGUGACACCAUCAGUCGUAGAUCUGGUAGUUGGGCAAGUAUCCCGAGCAGAUAAAAGAUCUGACAUUAUUAAAAAUGUCCGCAAAGCCGUGCAAAAGGGACAGAUCCCACCAGCUGUUGUAGAUGAUUUCCUAGCUGACCUACGCCCCGGCGAUGACAAAGCUCAAGUCAUAAAGAAAGUUCGUAAAGCCAUAGAAAAGAGAAAAGUUCCACCCCAAGUCAUGGAUAGGGUAGUGUCAGAUCUAGAACCAAAACCUGAAAGGGAAGAAGUAAUGAAUAAUAUUCAAAAAGCAAUUGGCGAAGGAAAACUUGCACCAGAAGUUAUGGACGAUUUAGUAGCCAUUAUGCGUCCUAAUGAUAAUAAGUCACAAAUUAUGAAGAAGGUCCGCAAAGCUAUAGCUAAGAAUCACGUAUUUAUAGCAACGAUGGAGGACGUACUAGCUAGUGUGAAGCCUAAAGAUAAAAAGCCAGAUAUGAUCAAGAAACUGCGAAAAGCGGUGAAUAAGGGCCAAUUACCACAAGCUGUACUGGAUGAAGUACUUGCCGAUGUUACCUCAAGUGACAAUAGGGCUGAUGUCUUGAAGAAAAUUCGUAAAGCAAUGGAAAAAAGAAAACUGCCGCCUGAAGUAAUGAAUGACGUAGCAACCCCUAGUAGUAUCGGCAGAGCAUCACAAAUUAUAAAGAAACUCCAAAAAGCCGCGGUCAGAAGGAACCUUUCGCCAUCAGUCGCGGCUGACAUAACCGCCAACCUACGUCCAACUGAUAAGAAAUCUCAAAUCAUAAUGAAGGUCCGAAAAGCUGUUGAAAUGGGCAAACUAACGCCAUCUACUAUAGAAAUAAUAAGAGACGUUGAUGAAGCUAAGAAAGCAAGAGAUAUGAACACUUUAGUCGACGAGCUAGAAGGGACCGAACAGAUUUCAGUGAUUAUGAAAAAGAUGAAGAAAGCUGUGGAGAAAGGCCGCCUGCCCCUCUCAGUCUUAGACGAUGUCAACAAGAGUGUGACACGAAAAGACAACAAAGUUAUAGUUAUGAAGAAGAUUCGUAAGGCCGUAAGGAAACGUCUUAUACUGCCUAAGAUUGCGAAAAUAGUAAGGAGCCAGACUGAAGAAGAAAGGUAUGAGAGAAUAGCCAAAUUGACACAGAGUGAAAUGAAAAUGAUUGAUGAAGCUGCAAAUGAUGGUGAAAUAACAGAAUCGGUCAUGAGAAUGAUAAGAAGUAGAAGGAAUUCAAGGUUUGGUGGUAUGAGGCAAUCUGUAAUCAGAAGGAUGAGGAAGAAGAAAAACAAAAUGCAAAUAAUUUUAGAUCAAACGGACGUUUACGCUUAUAUAACAGAUAGUGAUACUGAUCAACAAACUGUAAGAAGAGUGCGUAAAGGUAACAAAACAAACAUUAUAUUUAAAGUGCAGUUAGUAGAAGUGUGUUCUAGGACCACCAGAAAUGUAAGUAAUAUACGAUUUUAUUUUUUCACAGCCAUCAGAAAAGGUGAAAUAACACCGUCUGUCAUAAAAUUACUCGUGGACAGGGAUAACACAGGUCUUAUAUUUUCUGACAAAGUCGUUCGUGCCAUAGAUCCCAGAAAAAUAGUACGAUCCAAAAGUUUAAGGCACACUGCAGCUGAAAAACCAUUACUAAAACAAACGAGAAGUGAACGAUAUACAAGUACUGACUUAGAAGGGCACAACAGUUUGCAAAGACUAAGGCGAAAGGCAAUAACAUCGCUUAGAAAUCAUUAUAAUGAGUUUUGGCGAGACCCACACAAAAUGUUAUUAGAUGGCAUGCCUGAAUAUGAUACAAAACCUGUAUUCACAUUACAAACGAGGAAAAAGGAACCACCACCUAAAGAAAUUCAUCCAUGCAGAUGCGGAAGUUUGACUUGUAGAAAAAAACUUGAGAAAAUGAAGUUGUCCGACAUGAAAUUAACUCACAGCGAAGCAGUACUAGUAGCCUGCGUGUGUGGCAGUGGCAUCUGUGAAGAAGAGAAAAAUAAAAUUAUAAAAGCACUUGAAAAAGCAAAGAAGGUAAAGAUGAUAAAAGCCGAAGAAGAAAAUAUUAAAAAGAUAAAGGUCAAGAGGAAGUUUGCUGAAAAGAGACAAUACGAAAAACGUUUACGACAGAGAAAAGACAGUAAGAGAAAGAAGCUAAGGUUAAGUCACAUGUGUGCAGAGCAUGAGAUUCCACAUCAAAAACGGCGAGAAAAGAUGGAUAGACGCGCUUUAAAAGAGGUUGCAGGGAGUAAAGAUGCUAGCGACAAACUUUUACUAGCCGAAUCCUUACUAGACGUAGGGAAAAUAGGAUUCGCAACCACAUUCAAAGUUAUAAAAGGCUUGUUUGGCGUAUUUAGACAUCCGCAACACACCUACGAUGAUGUUAAAGCGGCUUUCAACGACCCAUGUAGCUUGAGUAAGGUGAAUAGAAUUUUCGAAGAUGAAAGUAUAUACGUGCCGGCAGCAAGAGUCAAACACAGAUUCAGUUUUAUGUCCACUCCCAAAGCAAUACUUAAGAAGAUGGAGGAAUAUCCAACUACGCACUAUUUACUUCACCGCAAUGAGAAGGAUCCUAAGAAGAGGAAAUUUAAGAAACGAGUAAGACCUCCGAUCGAUUUUAGUAAAAACCUCUACUUGUCAACCCGGGCUUUAAGACCAUGCUUAUGGUUAUAUUAUUCAUGUCCUGCGUUGUAUCCGACAUUUAUCACUGUACUUAAUACAUGGAAACAGUUCUGUCACAUUCUUCUUUUUGUAGGCGCUUUUAUUGUAUGGAGUCCAUGUUUACUAUGUAUGGAAAUUUGCAGAAUCAUGCUGUAUAUCUAUUGUCCUUUUUGUAUGAAAAUUAAUUGAUCAUAAAUAAUAUAAAACAUUCAUUUUUG
Messenger RNA from Trichoplusia ni (cabbage looper), 15234 nucleotides. RefSeq lists its product as uncharacterized. The transcript is spliced from 93 exons. Lineage: Eukaryota; Metazoa; Arthropoda; Insecta; Lepidoptera; Noctuidae. The record is from RefSeq and is a predicted model, not a curated record. The coding region runs from base 914 to 15205 and encodes 4763 amino acids.